Messenger RNA from Papilio polytes (common Mormon), 2190 nucleotides. RefSeq names its product transmembrane protein 205. The transcript has 5 exons. The record is from RefSeq and is a predicted model, not a curated record. Lineage: Eukaryota; Metazoa; Arthropoda; Insecta; Lepidoptera; Papilionidae. Bases 73 to 933 code for a protein of 286 amino acids.
AUAUUCUAGCUCUCGCCUCGCUCAGUCUCACACAGCUCCGUGCGCGCACCACACGACUUACGUCAUUACGUCAUGUGUAACGUUUGUACCCGCGAUGUGGCGCCGGCGAUCGAAACGCCGCCCGCCAAACCGAACCGCACGCUCGAACGCAUGAAGAGGAAGCACAACAUCACCACCGACCCUCAUGAUGAAGAACGCCAGAAGGAGGUCGCCUACCAGCCAGACCUGCUCGCAAUAUCCACACAGUACAGCAAAGUCGCUUACGAUCUCUUCAAGCAGGGAUUAGUCCGACUUCAGGAAACCAAGGCUUUCGUCAUAGCAACAAGGACGCCGCAGCCGCUGCAUAUUUCUCUGGCACUGCUGGUGAUAGCAGCAUGGCUUCUAAGGCCAGGCCCCGCUGCUAGCUUGCGUGGCUGGCGCGCGCUCUACGUCGCCGCCGUUGCCACGCAUCUCGGCGCGCAGAUAUGGAUGACACUUAUCUCUGGUGUCGUCCUAUACUUCUCGUUGCCCCGGCACGAGUUCGGCCGCGUACAGACGGUGCUGUUCCCCGUGUACUACGCGUUCAAUGCGGUGGUGAGCCUGCUGGCCGUUCUCGCCUACUUCCGCACACAGACCCUCACACACUUCCAGCACACCUCCUGGGUACAGUUAGCAUUGCUGCUAGCCGUAUUCAGUAUAGAAGCGUACGUGCGCCUGCGUCUCGUGCAGCCCAUGCUGCGCGCUAAGCACGUCAAGACACAGAUGGAAGAGGCAGCGGGGGGCGGACAAGAGGUCGGUCGCCUUGUCAUGGGCGAGCUGGCGCACUGUCCGCGCUACAUUCGCGUCUUGAAGACCUUCCGUACCUACCAUUCUACUAUCGCAAUGGGCACCAUGAUCGCCCUCGGCUGCUCCUGCUACUCCACCAUGAUCAUAGUAGACUCAAUGUGCCUGUAGAGCGCGACAACUAAACGAAACGUCCAAUGUUUUAUAUAUUUAAAUCUUUGACGUUUACUCUGUGUUGUCUAUGGAUGUUUUAGUUAAGGAAAAAUAACUCUAUAGUGUUAUUGUUUGUUUCUCAUUGUGCGAAAUGUACGAUGUAUGAUGUAUAAAUAUGACUUGGUUAUUUUUCUUUUAACGUUUUCAUCGAAGAUUAUAUUAUAUUUAUCUAUUAUUUGAUAUCUAGAUGUUACGGAAUUACUGGUGUAAAACAAUGUAAUUCUGUAACAUCACCAAAAUUAUCAAUUUAUUGUUUAGAUUCAACGCGUAUUUCAAAUGUAACAUUUCUGUAAAAUAGCUAAGGAUGGUGAGAUUGCAUUUGUAUUGCAGUUUAGUUCCAGUUCCGAUCCAGGCUGUGAAGUCUGUUCUAUUAUAUUUUAGCUAAAUAAUAGUUUUUCAACGUUUUCGAUAAGUGUGAUCUGCAGGCGCUGGUCGCGUGAAUAUUUCCGAAUGAAAUACGUGUUUUUCGAAGUAAAAAUUGUAUGAUUGUGUUAAUAAUUGACAUUUAAUGCACAUAAUAGAUAAUUUAUAUAACCUAUAAUAAUUCAAUAUUAAGUCCCUCGAAUUUGGGUAGUAUAAGGCAUAUAUAUUCUUGCCAAUAAUAGUAUCUACUCAUAACUUUUUGUAUUUUUAUAAUAUUACUUUGCAGCCGCAAUCCAUCGGUAAUUAAAGCUGCUUGGUUACAAAAACGUGACAAAUUCAUGUCGCCCGCUGUCAGAAUUCCUCCCAGGAAUGCCAUACAAUUUAGUCUUAAAGAUAGAUAUUAAGAAUUUAGAUAUUACGCCGAUAAGUAGAAGACUGGAAUAUACGAUUAUGGCAACACUAAAGCCACUUGUAACGCGUUCUGCGAAACCAAAGGAAUUGUUAGACGUCGUUAACUUUACGUCUCGCGUUUAAAUGAAACUCUCAAAGAUCUCGUUGAUUGCAUUCAUUGAUUGUUGGUAGUUUUAUUUCAUGAUUUUGCAGCAAGAUCUAGUCAGCAAUGAACGGAGAUUGGUCGUAAAGUCGCGAUAUGAUUCAGGAGAUAAUACGUACGAUCAAGCAGCUUGCAGUCGCGGAAGUAUUGUAUUAUAUAAAUUUAGCAAUAUUUAAUCACUAGUUAGUACUUUAUACCGAUGAUCUGAAUGUUAUCGUGUAAGAUAUCGUUAUUUAUUCGAGAGAAUGAUGAGAGUUUAAUUAAGAGUUUUAAAAUAAAUAACUGUAAUGAGUAAUAGA